UGUCGUUUUUUGGCGCGAAAAUCCGCACCAGGACAGGAGUUUUCCUUCCGUAGAAGGUAAACAGCUCGGAGAAGGGGAUUCACUUUCAGUUUUUUUGUAAAGUAAGGACAGUAUGCACUGGGAGUGUAGUUUUUAGCAAACUAACAACACAACUAGACUUCCACUCCGUUGUCAGUUGGCAAAACUGUUAGUGUGCACUCAAAACUGCGUGUUGUAAGAUCUCGUUAGGGUGUUACUGUAAUAUUACAAUGGCAGAUGCUCUGUCCGAUGCUAGUGAUCUCAGUGGAGCAGAGGAGAGCCAAGAGGAUGUAAUGACUCCAGCAGAACUCAUCGCCAAACUGGAGGAGGCUUGGCUGAAUGAGAAGUUUUCCCCAGAACUGCUGGAGAACAAAUCAGAGCUGGUGGAGUGUGUGAUGGAGCAGCUCACACACAUGGAGGAAAAUCUCCAGAGGGUGAGGAAAGGCGAUGUGAAGGCCAGUGUGCAUCGCAUGGAGAUCGAUCGUAUCCGCUUUGUUCUUAGCAGCUACCUCCGCUCAAGACUACAGAAGAUAGAGAAAUUUUUCCCUCAUAUUUUGGAAAAGGAAAAGUCACGUGCGGACGGGGAUCCUUCGUUUUUGUCUCCCGAGGAGUUUGCCUUCGCUAAAGAGUAUCUGGCCAACACAGAGGUGUACCUUCGAGCCGUGGCUCUGAAACACAUGCCCCCAAACCUGCAGAGCAUUGACAUGCUGAAGGCUGUUCCUGAGCCAUGUCUGGACUCGUUUGUGUUCCUGAGAGUGAAGGAGAGGCAGGAGAACAUCCUUGUGGAACCUGAGACAGAUGAGCAGAGGGAGUAUGUUGUGGACUUGGACGAAGGUUCCCAGCAUCUAAUGCGUUAUCGUACUAUAGCACCUCUAGUGGCCAACGGUGCUGUGCAACUUAUUUAGAAGCUCACAGAACUUCAGCAACAGAAUGAAGAUGCCACAGAGGAACAGAUCAUCUCUGUACUCUGGCCCCUUACGUGGUGGAUGCCAAACUGAUGGCCAACUCUGUACAGACAAUAGAAAGCUGCUGUCAUUUGGACCCUGAACAUCUAUCUAUAUUUGAAUUUAAAAAAGGCAAAUUUACAUCACAAAACUGUCAUAAAAGGGAGGCGUCUUAUUAUAACUGCGGGAAAAAAAUAAGACAUUGUUAUAUGCAGUCUGACAGAUGGAUAUAUACCAAAACAAUACACUGCAGUAUUCAUAUGGAAAAUGCUUAAGACUGAAUAA
Myxocyprinus asiaticus (Chinese sucker) is the source of this 1247-nucleotide messenger RNA. Its product is annotated as DNA replication complex GINS protein SLD5-like. Lineage: Eukaryota; Metazoa; Chordata; Actinopteri; Cypriniformes; Catostomidae. The coding region runs from base 249 to 923 and encodes 224 amino acids. The record is from RefSeq and is a predicted model, not a curated record. Gene Ontology annotation, cellular component: GINS complex. Gene Ontology annotation, biological process: DNA-templated DNA replication; double-strand break repair via break-induced replication. The transcript is spliced from 7 exons.